AUGCGCACAAGCCUCCUGCGGUUAUGAUACGCCCAUGACUGCGCGUUCAUGAUUAUGAAGUCGACGUGCACAGCUUGUAACCUGCACUCUAAAGCGAGCUAAGCUGCCUCCAAUAAGAUGUUUACGGGUUAUCCACGGCGGAGCACCCGAACAAUCAGACGAAGCACGGCAGAAUGGUGUAGCUCUUAACUGAUAUGGGUGAAGACACCUGUGUGUUUCCCGGCAACGCUCAUAGCUAAAGCAGAGGUUGGCAGGAUGGGCGAGCGAGGCGUCAGUGGCCCCGUGGCUGCGAUCUCUCCAGUGCAGCAGAUGCUGGCCUCUGGCACUGGAGCCCUCAUCACAUCUCUGUUUGUCACGCCACUAGACGUUGUGAAGAUCAGGCUGCAGGCUCAGCAGACACCGUUCCACCAAGCUUCAGCGUCUUUUUCUGCUCCGUGGGACGGUGUCUCACGUCAUUCCAAGUGGAAGUGUUUCCUGUAUUGUAAUGGGCUGAUGGAUCACAUCUAUGUCUGUCAGAAUAGAACCAGUUGCACCAGCUGGUACAAAAAGCCGACUCAGUUCAGCGGGACUCUUGAUGCAUUUGUGAAAAUCACUCGCCAUGAAGGUCUUCGCUCUCUGUGGAGCGGGCUACCACCAACUUUGGUGAUGGCAGUACCUGCCACUGUCAUUUACUUCACCUGCUACGACCAGUUGCGGGACUUCCUGAGAUUCGGUGUGGGUCUUCAGGGCAGUCAUGUCCCUCUUGUUGCUGGGGGUCUUGCCAGAUUGGGAGCCGUGACAGUGAUUUGCCCACUGGAACUGGUCAGGACCAAGAUGCAGUCCCGUCAGCUGUCCUACAGCGAGCUGCGGACAUGUAUCCGCUCUGCUGUGGCCCAGAAUGGACUUCUGUCCCUGUGGAGGGGCUGGGGACCCACUGUUCUCAGAGAUGUACCCUUUUCAGCUUUGUACUGGUUUAACUAUGAAAUGGUGAAGGCCCGGCUUUGUGAACAGUCUGAAGUUCCUCAGGCCAACUUCUCUAUCAGCUUUACUGCAGGAGCUGUUUCUGGAGCAAUCGCUGCAAUCCUGACGCUGCCCUUCGAUGUUGUGAAGACUCGCAGACAGAUCCAGUUGGGAGAGAUGGACACUUUGGGAGUUUCUGUGAAGAGAACGUCAUCCACCUGGCACAUCAUGAAGGAAAUACGGGCCAAGUUGGGCUACAGGGGCCUUUUUGCAGGUUUCAUGCCCAGGGUGAUCAAAGUGGCCCCAGCCUGCGCUAUUAUGAUAAGCAGCUAUGAGUUUGGAAAGGCCUUCUUCCAAAAGAUGAACCUUGAUCGAGAGCAGCUGGCAUUGUGAAGGCUGUCACUGUGCCGCUGGUUGUUUGUCACAGCAAAACAUGCAGAGAAUAAUCCAGGACAGGUUUGAAGAGUCAGCCCAUUUGUGGAGAUUUCUUUUUUCGCAGAUCCACCCACCUCACCACCUACCCCGCAUCCCUGGACACAAUAAGGAGCCUGAAUCCCAGGCAGAGAUUUUCUGGGACCACAAACUUUGUGUGAUUAAUGGAGUAAAGUUUAAAGAUAGAAACGUUGUUUAGUGGUUAUGUAAAGGAACAUGCACCAAAUCAUUGUAGUUUUAUUGUGCUCUCAUUUUUCCAAUGAAACGGAGGAAAUGGGGAGUAAAUCUCAGUGAAGACCCUGAACCUGCUCACCUGCUAUCCAGGACAGUGGGGGAGGGAAACCUUAAUGACUGCAUCAUUAUCGGGUGAAAGAAAAAUAUUCCUUUUCCUGCACUUUGGAUUGUGUGACAGACUGCAUGGUGUCUCCAGGCCUGAAGACUUCCUGUCAAUGUAAAGCAUGACAAUUUUGACAUUUAUCUGCUGUGUAGAUGAGUAAAUGAUAUGGUUCGUAUGCUGGAUAGAUUCGGAGCACUCUUACGUUUGCAAAACAAGUGCUGUGAAAUGAAAUCAUAAAAAAAGCAACUUAAGCUUUUUAAAAAAAAAUGUUUGUAAAUGAGGAAAGCCAUACUUUGAGUUCUCAAGGAUAACCUUACAUUAGUUUGGCUAGAUUGAAGCAAGCCUUAUUGGAAUAAAUAAUACAAUUAUUCCAAUUACGUGACACAAUCUUCUGUGAAAACCACUGCAGCAAACUUUUCAAAAGUCACAGAUGUCUCCAAGAAAUGUUGGGAGACUUGUUACAAAAAGCAAUAACAAAAAGGAGAAAAUCUCUUCUGGUCAUAAAAGUUUUGGACUUCUUAUCUGCAACGAGCAAAAACACUGGGUCAUGAAACAAAAUAUUUCUGCCUUAAAUUGCAAGCUAAAUGUGAUUGUGUGUCCUUUGUGCGUUUUCUUUUUUGUAUGUGCGAAAUCUGAAGGUGGCUUCAUCUUUAUGCAAUGAGUGACUUAUUUCCUAUGACUAGUGGUAAAUGACCACUAUUUAAUAAAAUUUCACUUAUGCGUUAAGUUA
Messenger RNA from Neolamprologus brichardi, 2438 nucleotides. It is a transcript of the gene slc25a39, whose product is annotated as solute carrier family 25 member 39. Gene Ontology annotation, cellular component: mitochondrion. The record is from RefSeq and is a predicted model, not a curated record. Gene Ontology annotation, biological process: mitochondrial transmembrane transport. Lineage: Eukaryota; Metazoa; Chordata; Actinopteri; Cichliformes; Cichlidae.